This is a messenger RNA of Hirsutella rhossiliensis, 450 nucleotides long. RefSeq names its product golgi apparatus membrane protein TVP18. Lineage: Eukaryota; Fungi; Ascomycota; Sordariomycetes; Hypocreales; Ophiocordycipitaceae. The coding region runs from base 1 to 450 and encodes 149 amino acids. Gene Ontology annotation, biological process: vesicle-mediated transport. The transcript has 4 exons. Gene Ontology annotation, cellular component: Golgi membrane. The record is from RefSeq and is a predicted model, not a curated record.
AUGACGCUCAAGGAAGAGUUCCAGACGAGGAACUUUAGCAUCUACGGACAAUGGCUCGGCAUCUUGUCCAUGAUCAUCUGCCUCGCAACGGGCAUCUCGACCAUCUUUACCUUUAGCAUUGCCCUCAUCGUCUUUUGCGCUUUUGCCAUCGCUUCGUCCUUUCUUAUCCUCUUCAUCGAAGUCCCUCUCCUCCUCCGCAUCUGCCCGACCUCUGGCAAGUUUGACGAGUUUGUUCGCAAGAUCUCGACCAACUACAUGCGCGCCGCCGCGUACCUCGUCAUGUCCGUUAUCCAGUUCGUCAGCACUGCUUUUGGACGGAGCGCCUUGAUCGCCGCCGGCGUCUUCCUCCUGCUUACCGCCAUCUGCUACCUCCUCGCCGGCAUCAAGGGACAGGCCUUUGUCGGAAGCAAGACGCUUGGUGGUCAGGGCGUCGCUCAAAUGAUUGUCUAA